Messenger RNA from Eriocheir sinensis (Chinese mitten crab), 4424 nucleotides. Its product is annotated as bromodomain-containing protein 4-like. Gene Ontology annotation, cellular component: cilium. The coding region runs from base 772 to 3615 and encodes 947 amino acids. The record is from RefSeq and is a predicted model, not a curated record. The transcript has 9 exons. NCBI's taxonomy places the organism in Eukaryota, Metazoa, Arthropoda, Malacostraca, Decapoda, Varunidae.
ACUAGGAAUGUGCAGCCACUCGCCGAGCCACCUGGCGGGCAGCCGGUGACACGCGCCGCGAAGGUUCCCGUCACCUCGCUCGCAUGCCUCAGUCGGCUACUUGACAGGGAAGGCGGGGGUUGCGCGGCCCUUCACGCGCUCCCGGCAUUUUUUUUCUCUGCUUGUCUCUUAUUGUUUAUUAGUGUUCAUGCGUGCUUCAGGUGAUACUAUGAACUUUUAACAUCUUUACAACUGUCACGAUAUUUCGAAAGGGUGUUUUAGUGAAUCUCAAAGUACUGAUCAAUCACUUAUAGAUCACUUAAGGAGCGACCGUAAUUGGUUACAAUUGACUACGUAAACUGUGUCAGCGAUGCUUGACUGUGCCUCCGCGACACCCCAGCGCCCCGCACGCCGGUCAGCCUCUCAAGCCAGCGGCCAGAAGUACCGGAAGUAAACGGUGUACAAAAGACACGCACUGAGGUCAAGAAAGUGUCGGGACUUAUUAAGAGUUAUGAUAAGCGGCGCACGACAGUCCCCACACGCAAACUAAGCCCCGGGUGACGUCACGGGCAGUGCGAAAUGAGGACAUGACUAUCUAGCCUGAGGUGCCACGAAGGGAAAUGAAAAGCAAUUAAAACUGUACACUUACGCAUCAGUGAGAGGAGUUUGACAUACCUUUAUCAGCCAGGACACCACAGGACAUUAUCUCACCGGCCAGAGAAAGAAGUGCCGGGUCUGGGGUGGCUAGGAUCGCUGAGUACAAUAUGUGAUAGCCAGUGACGCCUUCCAAUUAUGACUGAGGUAGUGCUGAACGAUCCCGCGGACUCGCAAUCGCUUAUGUCGUUGUCUCGUGAUGUCGCUGAGGGAGGCGGUGCGCUGAUCCCCGCCUCCCACCCCGGCCGCGUCAGGAAGGUGCGGCCGUCCCAGCUCAAAGGGAAGCGAGUGUCAGACAAGAACAUGACUCAGAAGACCACCCAGUACAAGGACUAUCUCUCCGAGCAGCGGUCGAAGAGACUCAGCAGGCAGAAGGUAAGGGGCAGGGAUGGCGCGAAGAAAAGUAAAGGAAAAGUGACCCAACAAGAAAAUGCUGCGGAGAAGGAAGAAGAGGAAGGAGAGAAGGUGGACGCAUCGGACAUGAAUGGAGAGGACACAGGGGAGUCGAGGCUGGUGUCUGCAGGGAGUGACACAAGUAAGGAUGAAGGGAUCAGCAGCAACGGGGAGAAGGAUGAGGACUUCGAGACGGACACGCAGGAGGUCCUCGCCGGCCAGCCUGACGACGACGAGGACGAGGGGCGCGGGAGCAUAAAGGACGAGGGUGAAGAACCUCCCGAUGACCCCGACCAGGAAGUGCCGGGCGACCCCGAGGCGCCUCCUGCAGAACCCGAAGUAGAACCCGAAGCUCCUGCAGAACCUGAUGCAGAACUCGAUGCAGAACCCGAGGCCGAACCCGAGGAAGCUCCUGCAGACCCCGAGCCAGAACUCGAAGAACCCACAGCAGAACCCGAAGUAGAACCCGAGGCGCCUCCUGCAGAUCCUGAGCCAGAACCCGAAGAACCCGCAGCAGAACCUGAAGUAGAACCCGAGGCGCCUCCCGCAGAACCCGAGCCAGAACCCGAAGAGCCUCCCGCAGAACCUGAGCCAGAACCCGAAGCUCCUCCUGCAGAACCCGAGGCCGAACCCGAAGAACCUCUCGCAGAACCUGAGCCAGAACCCGAAGAAGCUCCUGCAGAACCCGAGCCAGAACCCGAAGAAGCUCCUGCAGAACCCGAACCUGAACCCGAAGAUCCUUCUGCAGAACCUGAGGCAGAACCCGAAGAUCCUCCUGUGGAACCUGAGCUAGAACCCGAAGAACCUGCAGCAGAACCUGAGCCAGAACCCGAGGCGCCUGCAGCAGAACCUGAGCCAGAGCCCGAAGGAGAACUCGAGGCGCCUCUUGCAGAUCCUGAAGUAGAACCCGAAGCUCCUCCAGCAGAACCCGAGGCCGCUCCUGAAGGUGGCGAAGAGGCGGCGGCAGAAGAAUCGCAGCAGGAGGAGGAGAUAACAGAGGAUCCGGCCCUCGCCAAAGUCCCUCGGAAGAAAUCCAAACGCGUGACUAUAAGCCCUCGGAAACCUGAAUCAGACGUCACCAAAACCCCUCGACGGAAGCCUCACGACCCCAGCAAAGUCAUGGCUACAAGGAAGCCCAUUUCUUGGCGUCCGGGACCCAUCCAGGCCACCAGCAAAAAAUCCGACAUUUCGAAGCCAAACCAAAAGAAGUUCAAAGCUAAGAAACCCUCGGAGGUGUCGAUCACAAUAGAUGAAGAGAAAGAGAUAAAAAUAUCCCCAGUGGAAACAGUGAAUGAGGGUGUCGAAGAGGAGUCCAGCGGCGAAGUCGAUGCGGCAGAACUCUCCGUACCGCUUAACCUCGACACCUUCAGGUCGGAGGGUCACCUUGACACCUUGGCGGAGGAUGAACCGCCGUUGCUGGAGAAGUCAGAGUCCCUGCCGGAGCUCCAACGACCCUCGACAGCAGGCAACAAGAACAAGAUCUCCAAGCGGAAGAAGGCGCGGCCGAGGAUCAACUCCACGUGGAAGAAGGAAGAGUGGUCAGCGCUUCUCUCUCAUCGGUCCUCCACCUCGCACGGGGCGGCUGCGGACGGCGGCUCUACCAGCGAGGUGUGGGUGCCGGACGAGAACCGCCUCUACGUCUACACCUACAGCUCCGAGCCUCGCCUGCUUCACGUGCGGCGGCUGGGUUCCAGGAGGGGCGUUGUCACCACGGACCUGUUUGAUCAUGAUCCCAACUCCUCCUUCAGACUAAGAACCAGGGGCAAUGGCAACCCGAUGUACGACAGGCGCGUGGUGCGGGGCUCGAACUACGCCAAGAGACUGGGAGGCGAGGAAAUGCCCAAAUGGAACCCUUACUUCACCAACGCUCGCUCUCUUGAAAACAUUAACAAGGGGGAGCCAGAGGCCUACAACCAGCGCCGCCAAGAGUUCCGCGAGAAGCUGGAGGCGCGGGCGAGGCUACGAAGGGAGAGCCAUGGCAUGUCCUCCCUGUACCCUUCCCACACCUCCCACGCCCGCCACCGCGCGCACUCUCACACCCACGCGCAGACGGAGAACUACUACGAGCCUCUUGAGCGUCCCCCCGAGGCCGAGGUGGGGAUCCAGACGGAGGGGUGGGGGGAGGAUGGCGCGUCUCCCCCGGUGGUGUUCCAGUCCCCCCCCGGCGUGGACGUCAGCACCCAGGUAUACGAAGACGAGCUUUACGAUGAAGAGUCGGGCGCGAUGGCGGUAGCGGCCCUGGUGGCGAGAACCCUGCGAGAGGCGGCCGUCGAGGUGCUGAUGGAGGAAAAGGAGGAGGAGGAGCGGCUGAAGAAGAUGAAAGACGAGCUACUGGGCAAGGGAGUCAGCGCGGGCGAGGAACAGCCUGAGGAGAAUAGUAUAGAAGCCGAAGAGAAGGAAGGCGAAGAAGGUGAAGAGAGAACAGAUCCGGAGGGCAAGGAGACUUCGCCCCUAGACACCGAGGAGCCAGCCAGGUCUCCGGAGCUCUCUGAAGACGUGGAGAAGGACGCCGCGCUACCUGAAGACGAAGGGACGCCGCAGGAGCCGCCGCCCGAGAUCGCUGGGGAGUCUGAGCCCAUUGCUGCGUAAACAAUGGACGGCUGACUCGCUCACUUCUGUAUCCAUGAGUUGGUCCACAUCCGAACUGUCUCCUCCUCCUUCUCCUCCUCCUACUUCUACCUACUCGCCGUCAGCCGUCCCCUCAGCUGACAGACCAAGACCCGUACUCUCAAACACUUCGGCGCUUUAGUACAUCUAUUCCAAGGCCCUCGUAGAAGGUGUAGGGAGACGAAGAGUGGUUUCACAUCUCUGGCUGUAGAUUGCAAGAUUUCUAUGCCAUGAGAGCAGAGAAACACCCUUGGGAACCCGUCGCAUCGUAGAAGGUGUAGGGGUUUCCAUGGGUAGUUUCACACCUCUAGCGGUAGUUUGCAAGAUUUCUACGUCAUGAGCCGGAAAAACACUUGCGAACCUGAUGCAUCUUUUCCGUGGCCUUUGGAAAUUAUCGUGACAAGACCCCGAAGCCUUUGAGAAUACGAGUCCAAGAUAGUAACCGAGAUUAUAGUCACGGAAAUAGACAUACGAUUUUUUCUACUUACUAAAUGACGGAAGUUUUUUGUUUUCGACGAUUUAAGUGUUUGUAACGAAUGGUGUCCAGUUAUUACUCAUUCACGUUGUAGUCCAGGCAAGUAUUUAAGUAAAGAAUGUGGAAUGCUUGUGAGGUGUGGAGAAGGGAUGUGUGAGGUAAGGUGUGAUAAUGAUGAUGAUGAUGAUAGUGUGUUUUCAGUUCGUUGCAAGAAUGUUAAGAGUUUUGUUAGAAUUUCAUGGGAACUCAGCACGUACAAUUUUAAGUGUCUAGGCAAUUAAAUUAAAAGGAAGAAUAAAAAGGACAGUGAGAAGAA